Penicillium cosmopolitanum is the source of this 606-nucleotide messenger RNA. RefSeq lists its product as uncharacterized. The record is from RefSeq and is a predicted model, not a curated record. Bases 1 to 606 code for a protein of 201 amino acids. The transcript has a single exon. NCBI's taxonomy places the organism in Eukaryota, Fungi, Ascomycota, Eurotiomycetes, Eurotiales, Aspergillaceae.
AUGGAUAUAUUGGGCAGGCUACCGAUCAUUCUCUUGGAACAGGAUGAAUUGAAAAAGUUUCCCCGACCACUAGAUAAAACAGACAAGCAGCUCGAUCCGAUAGGAUCUGAAGGAAGCGGGUCUUUUACAUGGCUCGAGAGCAACAUAAGCUACAUUCCCGGUCUCAACUGUCUGAUUGAUCUCUUAAUGGUAUGGCAAAAAGCUCAAUCAUGUAUCGGUACGCAGACAGUCGAGAUGUCUUUGGAAAAGCUUCAAUUCGUUAUGGAUAAUUUUCCGCCCAAACUUCGAUGGCGGGGUGGGCUUUCUCGGCCUUCAAAUGUCACAUACGGCCAUGAUGUUCAAAUCGCGAACUUAUUCGUCACGAGUUUGCACAUUCGGUCUAAUCUUGUGCAAAGGUUUGGGACACACGAGGUCAAAUCUAGAGAGUAUCCAAAGAUUAUAGACGAUCUUCUCGAGGUAUUAUUCCAUCUGCCGCAGGCUGUAUUUGAUGCCAAUGGGAAAAGUUUGGCACCAAAGAUCCGUGACAUGGGGCCGCAUAUUUUGAACGGAUGGGAAUCUCAGGCGGCGAAAGAUAUGGUGGAAGCAAUCGUCCCCAGGAUAAGCUAG